AUGGGGGCGUGCGUGUCGCGGCCCAGCGCGUGCGUGGGCAAGCCCCACACGCCGCGGUCCGGCGACGCCAGCGGCCGCUCGGGCGGCGGGGGCGGGGCGCGGCGGAGGCGCAGCCGCCGCAUAGGGAAGGGGCGGAGGACGGCGCCGUCGCGCGCCGCGUCCAUGGAGACCAUCCAGGAGGCCGACGUGCCCGGCUCGCCGUCCGCCGCUGCCGCCGAUCACCGGACGUACAGCAACCCCGCGUUCCAAGUGCCCGGGAGCAUUGAGGAGGCCUGGUACGAUUCCUUGGCGAUGAGCGAGUCGGAUGCCGAAGACGAUUUCCACAGCGUGCAAGAUGAUGCUUUCUCAUUGAAUGGCUUCGAGAACGAAGCUGCAUUGAGCAUGAGAGACGGCAACGGUGGGAGCUUCAAUGGAGCUGCGCAAUCAGGCGAGCAGCACCAUAAGAAGCCAAAGUCCAGCGAACUGUCAAAGGGAAGCUCGGAGAAUGGUGUGAGGACGUCCAUGAGCCAUGAUGAUGCGGUGGGUGUUUCUGGUGCUGAUAGCACGCACGGUGGAGGUAGGCUACUGGACGAUUGCGGGCUUCUGCCAAAUAAUUGUCUCCCAUGGGCCUCUGCUGUUGGGGUAAACGAGAAGAAGAGAACUCUUUCCUCGAGUCCUACACAUUCAAUGAAGAUGCCUUCUUUGAAGCUUUCCUUCAAGAAGAAGUCAGGGGAAGCUCAUCCAUCUUCCACACUACUAUCUGCGAAGGAUUUCCUGGAUAGGCCUCUAGCAGGUUCUCAAGUACAGUUGUGCUUGCUGGAAACAAAUAUGCUCAACAGUUGGUCUCAUAUUGAUCCCGGUACAUUCCGAGUCCGUGGAGCAAACUAUUUUAGGGAUAAGAAGAAAGAGCUUGCUCCAAAUUAUGCUGCAUAUUAUCCAUUUGGAGUUGAUGUGUACUUAUCACCACAAAAACUCAAUCAUAUAUCUCGAUUUGUCCAACUUCCUGAUAUUCAACUCUCCAGCAAGCUCCCACCUCUUUUGGUGGUCAAUGUACAGGUCCCAUUAUAUCCAGCUUCAUUAUUUCAGAAUGAAACUGACGGGGAAGGGAUGAGCUUUGUUUUGUACUUUAGGCUUUCUGAUGGUUACUCCAAAGAGCUUCCACCUUCAUUCAUUGAUAGUAUUAGAAGGCUGGUUGAUGAUCAUGUAGAGAAGAUAAAAGGAUUUCCAAUGGAAACCACUAUACCAUUCCGAGAGCGGCUGAAGAUACUUGGCCGGGUGGCUAAUCUGGAGGAUCUUCCUUUGAGUGCAGCGGAGAGGAAGUUAAUGCAUGCGUAUAACGAGAAGCCUGUCCUUUCUAGACCACAGCAUGAAUUUUACCUGGGUGAUAACUACUUUGAGAUCGACAUUGACAUGCACAGAUUUAGCUACAUAUCAAGGAAAGGUUUUGAAACAUUUUUGGACAGGCUAAAAGCAUGUGUUCUAGAUGUUGGGCUGACUAUUCAGGGAAAUAAAGCUGAAGAGCUGCCGGAACAGAUCUUAUGUUGUGUUAGGUUGAAUGGGAUAGAUUACACCAAAUAUCAGCCUCUUUUGACUCAGGGUGCCUGA
Molecule: messenger RNA, 1584 nt
Organism: Miscanthus lutarioriparius
Lineage: Eukaryota; Viridiplantae; Streptophyta; Magnoliopsida; Poales; Poaceae
Source: the annotation of a GenBank genome assembly